UACCGUAGUCUCGUCUCUCUCUUCUCUCUCUCUUUUCUCUCGUCUGAGAAAUAUGGUGUUGCCUUCUUGCACAGUCUGAAAGCACAAGCUACCUUUCAGGACAAGUGAUUGUUAUUAUCUAAGGUGCUCAUCUUUGAAAGGCCAUGACUGUACUUCCCCUUUCCUUCUCCAUUUCAGUCGAGGUUUGUUGCAGCGAAAUACAGUCUGUGUUUAGCUGUUUACAAUCAUGGAUUUUGCUGAGGUGAACGUAGCUUAAUCAAAGGAGCGGGUUGAUGUGUUUUCAAGGCUCUUCGCAAGGAAAGAAGGCCGCAGGUGUUGCAUCCCUAUGAUAGCGCGGGCUGCUCGUCUCUUCUCGGUCAUUGUCACCCCUCACCCGCAACCUCCCGCUGCAGCACUUCUGUGGCGUGCUAGCAGCUCCAUGGAACCCCCGAAAACAACCAUUCAGGAUCCUGACAUUACCGUCGCCAAACCAGCAGUGGCUGAGAUGCAGGAGGAGUCUCCUCCGAUUGGGCUCAUGCCUGGAGAGACAGUGGUGAGGGAGGGGAAAGCAGCAAUCUUGUUCCCAAAUGCCAACAAAGUUUUUUACAACCCAGUCCAGGAGUUUAAUCGAGAUUUAACGUGUGCGGUGAUCACAGAAUUCUCCAGAGAAGUGCUGGCUCAACGCGGAGUGAAGGUUCUGGUGCCCGGUGAGAAGGAGCGAGUGGUGGUAUCACUGUCAGAUGACCCCAACGAGGCUGACAUGCAGGACAGAAAGACUGACAUUGAGGAAGCGGCGGUUGUCACGGCAACGGCAGGCCAGAAAUGCGAGGGCGGCCUUCGGGUGCUUGAGGGUUUGGCGGCAUCCGGUCUGCGGUCGGUGCGUUUCGCACUGGAAGUGCCGGGCCUUCGGAGCGUCACCGCCAACGACUUCUCCCACAAAGCCGCUGCUCUCAUCGCGAGGAAUGCCGAGUACAACAAGGUGGCCGACCUUCUACAAGCCAGCUGCAAGGACGCCAGCAUGCUUAUGUAUGAGAUGCGAGGGAAGAACGAUCGCUAUGAUGUCAUCGAUCUUGAUCCGUAUGGCAGCCCGUCUUCAUUUCUGGAUGCCGCAGUGCAGUCUGUCAGUGAGGGAGGCCUCUUAUGCAUCACUUGCACAGACAUGGCGGUGUUAGCGGGGAACAGUGGUGAAACAUGCUACAGCAAAUAUGGCGCUGUUUCCAUCAAGGCCAAGUACUGUCACGAGCAGGCUCUGCGCAUCAUCCUCCACAGUUUGGACCAGCGGGCCAACGUGUACCAACGAUAUAUUCACCCGCUGCUGUCUGUCAGCGUGGACUUCUACAUUCGGGUGUUUGUGCGUGUCUUCACAGGACAGGCCACUGUGAAGAACUCAGCCAGCAAACAAGCUCUGGUUUACAACUGCAUUGGCUGCGGGUCGUUCCACUUGCAGAGGAUGGGUAGGAGGACCAACAACGGGAAACAUACAAAGUACUCUGCAGCCACUGGACCACCGGUGGGAUCAGCAUGCGAGCACUGUGGACAGAGACAUCAGCUAGGCGGUCCAAUCUGGGCAGAACCCAUCCAUGACCAAAGCUUCGUCCAGAAGGUUCUGACCGCCGUUUCUGGCAACCCAUCCCGCUUUGCGACAUCUAAGCGUAUUGAGGGGAUACUGAGCAUGGUGACUGAGGAGCUGGAGGACACGCCCCUUUACUACACAGUUGACAGUCUGAGCAGUACUAUCCAUUGCAAUACACCACCUCUGCUACAGUUCAGGUCAGCUCUGCUGCAUGCCGGUCACAGAGUUUCCCUUUCGCACGCCUGCAAAAACGGCAUCAAGACGGACGCGCCGCCCGCCACCAUCUGGGACAUCAUGCGUUGCUGGGAGAAGACCAACCCAGUGAAACGGGAGAAACUGUCAGAGAUGAUGCCCGCCUUCAAGAUCCUGUCCACCGAGCCCAGCUUUGAAGCUUGUUUCACCGUCCGUGACGACGCCAACCCUCAGUCCCGUCAGCGCCACCUGACCCGCUUCCAGGAGAACCCGCAGGCCUUUUGGGGACCUAAAGCCAGAGCAAAAGCUGGUGGUGGUAUUGACAACAACCUGCAGCAGAAGCGCAUGAAGAACCAGAAUAAGCGCAAGAACCAGGUCACAGACUCGACUCAGCACAAGAGCCUACCCUGCAAAAAGUUCAAAGAGGGCACCUGCACACAUGGUGAUGAAUGUUCGUACUCGCACGUACCCGAGUGCACCAUUGAGAAGAAAACGGAAUGACUUGGACUUUUUUUUUUUUUUUUUAGUUAUUGUAAGCGGGCUGGAAAGUUGGCUGAAUUUUCAAAAUCAAUUUUUAAGUUAUUUUUUGGGGGGCCCAAUAAAUAAUAAUAAUUAUAAAUAAUAA
Syngnathoides biaculeatus (alligator pipefish) is the source of this 2369-nucleotide messenger RNA. RefSeq names its product tRNA methyltransferase 1 (gene trmt1). Gene Ontology annotation, molecular function: RNA binding; metal ion binding. The transcript has 16 exons. Lineage: Eukaryota; Metazoa; Chordata; Actinopteri; Syngnathiformes; Syngnathidae. The coding region runs from base 326 to 2245 and encodes 639 amino acids. The record is from RefSeq and is a predicted model, not a curated record. Gene Ontology annotation, biological process: tRNA N2-guanine methylation. Gene Ontology annotation, cellular component: nucleus.